Messenger RNA from Schistosoma rodhaini, 4129 nucleotides. The record is from the annotation of a GenBank genome assembly. NCBI's taxonomy places the organism in Eukaryota, Metazoa, Platyhelminthes, Trematoda, Strigeidida, Schistosomatidae.
GUGAAUUUAGUAAUACUUCACUUACGUUUGAAGUACGCUAAAUCUGCAGUCUGAGCGAACUCCUAUUGAUUAAAAACUAGAAUUUCUGACGUUUCACAACUUAAUUUAAAUCGCUCCUUCAGAGAGUAAAUAAAUAACUGAAACGAAUUAGCACGAGUAAACCUUCCGGAAGGAACUUGGACUAAGUUACGAAAAGUCAAAGAUCCUAGUUUCUACUCCUUGGGACAUUACAGUAAAACCUUGGUAAUGUCGAAUUUUUAGUUGUUGUGCCAAAUCCCAACAAAUAAUUUGUUUCGAAAACGGUUCCAUGAUGCUAUUCGCCAACAACUUCACAUGCAUUUUGUGCACUAACAGUCCUUAUUAGGCUAUUUCACAUACUCAAGACCACGUGAUAUAAAUGAGUCACCGGUGUAGAUGUCCUACUCACAUUUAAAUUACUAUUGGUUUUUCCUGAACAUUACUUUUGUUACCAUACUAAAGUAGGACACUGAAAUUCUUGUGACCAAUCACAUGUUUUAUUGGUUAACCAAUUGCAUCUAAGUGAUCGAUUAAACUAAUAAUUGUAAUCUUAUUGGCCUAUAAAAGUAUCUUAAACCCAGUUUGUUUGGACGGUGGAUAAUAAUUCGUUUUGUUAAUGAUAUGGCUGGUCUCCUUGCAGCAAAGAUGUAUAGUUGGAAGGACACUAACCUUGCACUUUUUGGGUCCGAUAUAGAAAGAGCUGUAAAAAAGGAAUCUGCUGAGAAAGAACCAGCAUGGGGACCAGUACGAAAGAUUACUUCCCCUACUCUAAUGGUCUGGCGAAUAAAAAAUUUCCAGUUAGAAGUUGUUCGAGGUGAAGACAUUGGCAAAUUCUUCCGUGGUGACUCCUAUAUUGUUUUAAAUAUUGAAAAAGUUGGUGAUGAACUGUUGUAUGAUGUUCAUUUCUGGAUUGGACGUGAAAGCACUGCAGAUGAAUACGGAACAGCAGCCUAUAAAACGGUUGAAUUGGAUACUUUUCUUGACGAUAAAGCGGUUCAACAUCGAGAAGUUGACGGAUUUGAGUCUGAUUUGUUUAAAACUUACUUUAAUCGCUUUGAAACUCUUGCAGGUGGAUAUGCAAGCGGAUUUAAUCAUGUAAAACCGAAUGAAUAUAGACCUCGUCUUUUAAUGUUUCAUUCAGUUGAUCGUAAAACUAUGGAAUUAAUUGAAGUGCCUUUUUCCAGACGUUCUUUGGAUUCCACAGAUGUCUUUAUUUUGGAUAUGGGUAAUCAAGCAUACCAGUGGAAUGGACGUGGGUGCAGUAAAGAAGAAAAAUUCAAGGCAAGUCAGUUUUUACAACAACUGGAGUGUGAUCGUAAUGGAAGGUGUAAAACUGAGGUGACAGAUGAAGAUGGUUCUGAGGAACAUAAAAAGUUCAUUAGUUUAUUGCCAGAUGUUGAAAUAGGAGAAAAAGUUCAACAAAAAAUAGGCAAGAAAGUAAUUUACAGAUCUUCGUCGCCGCAGCUGUAUUGGGAGGGGGGUCUUUGGUAAUGUCCGUGGUUGUCGUCGCUAUUACGUAUGUAUAAACUCUAUUGAGUCCUCAGUCUUACUGCUUAUACUUUGAGAUGCGAACCAUUGCAAUUCCUACGAUGCAAACUAAGAACGCACAAAACUGUUGCAAUGAAAGUUUAUUGACUUUUCAGAAACACGUCAACAAACAAGUCCCAAAAAUCACGUAGUUAUUUGACUAAAAUACAAUUAUUUAUUUAUCGUAUUACACACUUAAAACAACCACAUAGAGGGAAAUACAUGGAGUUAUUGUAAAAGUACGCACUAAAUGUAGUUUCCUCGAAAUAAUAUAGUGAAUGUACUUGUCGAACCAACCGAAAGUUCACUCUAGUCAUAUUGAACAAAGUUGAUACUGAAUUGAUACAAUAAAUUUUGAUCUAAAGAAGUUCUUUCUAGCUCGUUAUAUCAAUUUCAAUUCAAACAAUUUACUUAAUGAAUAAUUACCGUCUGAUAAUUUGUGACUGAAUAAAUCUCUACUACUUACAAUUCUUCGGCAAAAAUAAAUAAACAUCUUUUCCACCUCACUUGAAGUAACGAAUUUCUGCUGAUAAAUCUAAGGCGAGUUUAUACAUUAAGUUUAAGUAGUCUAUAGAUUGGUUAUUAAUAACUUGAUGUUGUUACGUAAUUAAACUUAACUGACUAUUCAUUACUACUACUAAUAGCACGGUGUAAUUAUGCCUAAUUCUAACUUCUACUCAGUUUAUGAAUUUGUUAAAUCUUGAUUAAGGAUUCGGCUGACCUACUUCCGUUUUCUAAUUACGAAUGACUGAGGUCCUCCUAAUGCACAUUGGAAUAGAUAUUAACUCUGUAGUACGGCAAUUAACACACAUACACAAUGCUGCAACCUAGGGAGAAGACAGAAGUACAGAAAAACCUUGAUAUUCAAAACGGACAAAACUGAAACAGAGCGACUCUGUAUAAAUAAUAAAUGAUAUUUGAUAGUAACGAGACAUAACCUUAAGACAGAAAACUUAAUAGACUAGUGGCGAAAACCGAUCAGAAACACAACAAAGGUUAUAUAUGGAUGUGAGUGGAAAAAAAAUUUACUCAGAGUUACCGUUACAGAAAAAAAGUUGACAUUUGUUAGCUAAACUAGAUAACUUGAAGUCUUUUUACAAGAAUUUUCUUAAAUUAUUUUGCUAUAGAACUUAUGGUAAAACCACUUGUAUUCAGUGACUAUUUACACUAGAAACUAGGAGCUUGUAGUUCUGACAAGAAUAUAUUACGCAGAAUAUGUUAGUCUGGUUUUGAUUAAGGUAUAGUAAGACAGUUAAAUGACUGAAAAUUAAGGUUCAUUUUCAUUGACAUCACUAUGUUCAAUCAGUUUAUUGAAUAAAUAUGCAUUUUAAGAUUGCCAACUUUCUGCUAUGUAUGUAUCAGAACACUGGUCCUGUUGCAACUUUAAGCCCGACUUUUUAUCACGUGAUUUAUUCACCAAUCGAAAUACGACUUAUCCAAUCUUGGCACUGUGCCAAACCAAUGACGUUCGACCGCUUUGAUCAGCCUAGCGUCCUUAUUGAUCUCUUGUCCGCCUAGCUCUUCCAGUUGAGUCCGGAACACCAAUGACAGCUUCUGCUAUGCGAAUCAUUUAUUUCAAACAUACUUGGUUUAUAUACCAGCCAAACAAACAGCAUCACACCAUAAAAUAGGAAGUAACAUUCCCACAAGAUCAAGCCAAAUGUGGCUGUGAACGUGGGAGACGGUAACUAAUAAACUGAACAUAAUUUAAGAACAGUAAAUCGUAUAAUAAUAAUCUACGGGUCAAAAUGAAGUUUAUAAUAAGAGGAAUAUAGAUAUACAUAAUCUAGUUACUGAACAAUUGUACAAUAGGAAUAUACAUAUAAUAUUAAUCCAUUAUUAGUUGUCAGAAGUUACCUGUAGUUUGAUCUCACUAGGAUAUAACAGGUUCUUUCUAGAAUGUUUAUUGACAAUGGGUAAGAAUUAGCUAACCUCCGUAAUAAAUUUCUAGCAAGUUAAAGUUUAUUCGAAGAAAAAGUUUUAUUUGUCACAAAAGAGCCUGUUAUAUGUAAAAUACAAUAAUCUAAACCGUAUCCCUUUUAGUGAUAGAUCAAAACUGGGUUUAUUCUGUUUUCUAGAAAUAUAUGGAAAUCCACAUUGACAUAUGAUUGCUUAGUUUCCUGAAAUGAAAUAGUCUAAACUGUACUUGAUUAAUUUACUUUAUGUGGACCUCCUCAGAAAUGUGCAUUUACUAACUUUAUGCAGCAUCAAAUCUAUGACUUUAAACUCACAGCGUGAGCUCUGAUCGUAAAAUUUUAUGUAAACUAUCUGCAAACUCAAAAAAGAAGUUUUAACGCAUCGUCUUAUUGAUUAGUAAUUUUGUUCAAUUCAUGUAACAUUACUUGUUGAUAUCAGUAUCGGCUAACAAUAAGAUAUCUGUUAAGAAGAUUCCGUCAUUUUAUGAAUCGAUCUGCUAUCCAUAUAGUAAUGAGAGUCUACGUUCACAUUCACACUUGCUACAUUAUUUUCGCAUGAGUUCAGUUCACUAAUAUUUCAAACCUAUUUGACACAUUCUUCACCAUACGCUCAAUUUUUUCUUUUAUUGUUCUAAUUUUUUUAUAGAGUUUCAGAUGAAAGUGGUAAA